Messenger RNA from Scedosporium apiospermum, 1092 nucleotides. RefSeq names its product Pap2 domain containing protein. Lineage: Eukaryota; Fungi; Ascomycota; Sordariomycetes; Microascales; Microascaceae. Gene Ontology annotation, molecular function: phosphatidate phosphatase activity. The coding region runs from base 1 to 1092 and encodes 363 amino acids. Gene Ontology annotation, biological process: phospholipid metabolic process. The transcript is spliced from 2 exons. The record is from RefSeq and is a predicted model, not a curated record.
AUGCAGGCCUAUCGGGAUCACUCUUCGCCGUUUCGAGGACAGCCCUUACAAGGGAAUGUUUCUUUCCCUCUUAUCUCGUCAUAUAUCUUCGACUGGAUUGUAAUUCUCGUGGUUGGUGUCGCGGGGUUUAUAAUAGGGAAUAUCGACCCUUCCAAGCGACCAUUCUCCCUUGAAAAUCAGGAUAUCUCAUUCCCCUAUACUCCCCAUGAGACCGUUCCCAAUUAUAUCCUCAUCAUUGCAAGCACCCUUGCACCAAUCGUUGUCAUCCUCAUCAUUGCACUAGUAUUCAUCCCAGGUACCGCCGUUCCCGGUGGUAUACCGCAGUCCCUGAUCUGGAAGCGCAAGCUCUGGGAGCUACACAUAGGUUGGCUAGGCUUGGCACUCUCACGGUCAUCGGCAUGGUUCAUCACCAGUAGCAUAAAGAACCUCCUCGGGAAGCCGCGCCCAGACCUGCUCUCCCGCUGCCAGCCAGACACUGCCAAUACUGCACAGUAUGUUGUGGGCGGCAUCGCCAACGUCUCGAGCAACGGCCAGCUCGUCUCCGCGGCUAUCUGUAGAAGCACCAACGAUGACAUCUUACGAGAUGGCUUCCGUAGCUUCCCGAGCGGCCAUGCGUCGUCGUCCGCAGCGGGGUUGAUCUACCUCUCCCUAUUCAUCGCGAGCAAAUUCGCUAUCGCGUUUCCAACCCUCGCCCCGUCGGGAUAUACUGAGUCGUCCUUCUCCGCCUUCCCGUCCCGCAUGGCUCUGCAUCACCAUGAGGGUGUUGACUCCCACGCGCAACAUCAGGCAAGUUUGUCCGCAGUCCGGCGACGAGCGGCCGCGCCGCCAGUCUACCUCCUUGUCUUCGCUCUCGCACCGUUCUUAGCAACGAUUUUCAUUGCGUCCUCGCGUUGGUUCGACUUCCGGCACCAUGGGUUCGACAUCCUGUUCGGGUUCUCCAUCGGCGCCAUCACAGCGUACGUCGCCUUCCGUUUCUACCACCAGCCCCUCAGCGAGGGUGCGGGCUGGGCCUGGGGUCCGCGCAGCAGCGACAAGGCAUGGUGGGCAGGCGUGGGCUCAUUCAGCUACGCGACUGAUCGGGAGCGGUUAUAG